UUUGCAGUCUGUGACCACUUCUGUUGUUAUGGCUGUGUAUGUGGAUCAUAGAACAGAAGCUCCUGAUUCAGUUGCCUCCCCUUCUCAUAUAGCAUGGCACCCACUUCAUCCACUCCUGGCAGUUGCUUCCAUCAGCACAGCAUCUGGGGGCUGUGUGGAUAUCUACCUGGAACAGGGAGAGCAUGUGUCCGAUGCACAUGUUGAGAGAAACUUUCAGGUGACAUCACUUUCCUGGCACCCCUCUAGACCGAUUCUUGCAGCGGGCUGGGAGUCUGGAGAAGUUGUGAUACUUAACAAACAAGAUAAGGAGCACCAUGCUGUACCACCAAAUCAUAAUGUGAAAAUUACAGCCCUAAACUGGAGUACAAAUGGUACCAGCCUUGUGUCUGGUGAUAGGCAUGGUGUCUUGGUUCUAUGGAGAAUGGACCAGCGAGGCAGAGUGCAGGGUCCUGCCCUGCUGAAACAAGAGUAUGGAAAAUGUUUGUCUCGCUGUGUCUUUCGACCACCUCCUCCUGGCGAGGACUUUGUACAGCUGGCAAAAGCAGCUGUGAGUGGUGAUGAGAAGGCCUUGGAUAAGUUUAACUGGAGAAAAGCUGGAACAGGAGCACCUCUGAAAAUGGGACUCCAGGAAGGACUCUCCUUCUUUAUCACUUUGACAGAUGGUUCUGUGCAUUACGUGAAUGAGAAAGGAAAGACAAGGCAUGUAUUGUCCACAGACAGUCUGGUCCAAAAGCUUCUGUUCAUGGAGAAAAGAGAUGUUUUACUUGUAAUAACAGAGAAUCUGCAGUUGUCCUUGCAUGCAGUUACUCUUGAGGGAGAGGCAGAAGAGCUCAUGAAGGUGAAGUUGAGUGGGAAGACAGGUCAUUCUGCAGACAUCAUUUUAAUAGACCAUAGCCUUGUUGUUACAGCAUUAGGCGAGACAGUCAUCAGGUUCUGGGAUUUGGACCGAGAUGAGAACUAUGUGCUCUCCCCAGAUGUGCAAUUUGGCUUUGAGGGAGGAGAAUGUAUCAACUGUAUUUCUUACUGCAGUGCUAAAGGUCUCUUAGCAGCUGGUACUAACAAAGGGAGAAUAGCUAUGUGGAGGAAAGCAUCAGGAUCCGAUCAGAGCAUACGGGCUUUGGAGGGCAAGGAGAAGUGGAAGCUCCAGGCACCUACCGAACUUGAAGGAAAUGUCACUCAGAUAAAGUGGGGCUCCCGAAAAAACCUGCUGGCAGUGAACAACAUCAGCUCUGUGGUGAUCCUGAGUGAGCAGGCCAUAUCGUCUCAUUUUCAUCAGCAAGUGGCUGUUGUACAGGUGUCUCCCAACCUGUUUAACGUGACCAUCUUCAGCACAGGAACCACACACAGUCUUCGUGUUGAUAUGAAUGUUAACGGAGUCUUCGCUACUAAGGAUGCUGUAGUAUUCUGGAAUGGGAAGCAAGUUACUGUCUUUGAGUGCUCAGGAGAUGCCUUCAGAAGUGCAGGCUCUUUUCUUUGUGACUCUCCAGUUCUGUCCGUGCAUGGAGAAAAUCUGUAUACAGUUGAGCCGUAUCGCGUCCAGGUCCGCACCUGGCAGGGCACAGUUAAACAGCUGCUGGUGUUCUCCGAAGCAGAGGGGAAUCCGUGCCUCUUGGACGUCUGCGGAAAUUUCCUGGCUGUUGGAACUGAUUUGGCUCACUUUAAAAUCUUUGAUCUCUCCCGCAGAGAGGCAAAAGUGCACUGCAGUAGCAAGAAUUUCUUCGACCUGUUUCCUGGCCUUGGAGGCAUUGCAUCUGUCAAGUGCAAUGCUAGUGGCAAUAAAGUCAGCAUCCUUGUUAGCAAGGUGGAUGGGAACAUUGAUUCCAAGAUCUGUUUCUAUGAUGUUGAAAUGGACAAAGUUACACUCUUUGAUUUCAAGGCUGAACAGGGAAAUGGUAGAGAGAAGCUUUCUUCUGGACAAAGCAUUGACAAGUCUGUUGUGGAGUAUCCAGAGUUGCACAGUCACAUCCCUGCUUGCCAUUUCUGGGACCAGAGUGAACCAAGACUUUUUGUAUGUGAAGCAAUUCUUGAAACAGGCCUACAGUCUCCAGACCAGAAGAAAAACCAGACUGAGAGCACAAUGGAUGUUUGGAUUAUAUCGUUCUUCAGUACUGAAGAGCAUGGCCUUUUGCUUCAGGACAGUUUUCCAUUGCCUUCAUCCUACCAGGUUCUUCUGGGCAUAGAGGUGCCACAUUAUUACUUUGCAAAAAAGUUGUUUUUUCGGAGGGGAUGUGUCUAUAAACCUCUGGGAGAAGCUGAGAAAGGACAAGCAGAGUCUGGCUCAAUAAAGGUGUCUCAGAUGGUUGUGAGAAGACCCAUGAGAGAUUUCAUUGGAUUAGGAGACUGUGAUAAGACUACCCAGGAUGCCAUGCUGAACUUCAGCUACUAUCUGACUGCUGGAGACAUGGAUGAGGCCUUCAAAUCCAUCAAGCUGAUAAAAAGUGAGGCUGUCUGGGAGAACAUGGCUCGCAUGUGCGUGAAGACUCAGAGGCUCGAUGUUGCCAAAAUUUGCCUUGGAAACAUGGGUCACGCAAGAGGAGCCAAGGCAUUGAGGGAGGCUGAACAAGAGCCAGAGCAGGAGGCCAGAGUGGCAGUGCUGGCCAUUCAGCUGGGCAUGCUGGAAGAUGCAGAGCGACUCUACAAGGCUUGCAAACGUUACGACCUCCUGAACAAGUUCUAUCAAGCCUCAAACCAGUGGCAGAAAGCCAUUGAAACAGCUGAAGCUCACGAUCGGGUUCACCUACGCACCACGUACUACAACUACGCUAAGCACCUGGAGGCAACCGGAGAGCACAGUCUUGCACUCACCCACUAUGAGAAGUCAGACACGCAUAGGUUUGAGGUACCCCGCGUGCUCUCUGAAGACUUACAAGCCCUGGAGAACUAUGUGAACAAGAUGAAAGACAAGAGCCUGUGGAAAUGGUGGGCACAGUAUCUGGAAAGCCAAUCCGAUAUGGAAUCUGCACUAAAAUACUAUGCGCUGGCUCAGGAUUAUUUUUCCCUAGUCCGUGUACACUGCUUUCAGGGCAACAUUCAGAAGGCUGCUGAAAUAGCAAAUGAAACGGGGAAUUGGGCAGCAUCGUAUCACUUGGCCCGCCAGUAUGAGAGUCAGGAUGACAUCAAGCAGGCUGUACAUUUCUACACCAGGGCCCAGGCAUUUAACAAUGCCAUCCGCUUGUGUAAGGAUAACAAUUUAGAUGAUCAGCUGAUGAACCUGGCUCUUCUCAGCUCUCCAGAAGACAUGAUAGAGGCAGCCUGCUAUUAUGAGGAAAAGGGGGAGCAAAUGGACAGAGCUGUCAUGUUAUACCACAAGGCAGGACAUUUCUCCAAAGCACUGGAGCUUGCCUUUGCCACGCAGCAGUUUGGGGCCCUACAGCUAAUUGCUGAAGACCUGGAUGAUAAAUCAGACCCAGCUCUGCUAGCCCGCUGUUCUGAUUUUUUUAUUGAACAUGCUCAGUAUGAGAAGGCAAUGGAGUUGCUGCUAACAGCCAAAAAGUACCAUGAAGCUCUGCAACUUUGCCUGAAGCAGAACCUGACCAUUACGGAGGAGAUGGCUGAGAAGAUGACAGUCUGUAAGGACUCCAAGGACCUCUCUGAGGAGGCCCAGAGAGAGCUGUUGGAGCAAAUCGCUGAUUGCUGCAUGAGACAAGGCAAUUACUACAUGGCGACCAAGAAAUACACGCAAGCAGGAAACAAGUUAAAGGCUAUGAGGGCACUGCUGAAAUCUGGAGAUACCAAGAAAAUUGUCUUCUUUGCGGGAGUUUCCAGAGAGAGAGAGAUUUAUAUCAUGGCAGCCAACUAUCUACAAUCACUGGAUUGGCGGAAGGACCCCGAGAUUAUGAAGAACAUCAUUAGCUUCUAUACUAAAGGAAGGGCCCUUGACCUGCUUGCAGGUUUCUAUGAUGCAUGUGCUCAGGUAGAAAUUGAUGAGUAUCAGAACUAUGAGAAAGCACAAGGAGCACUGACAGAAGCAUAUAAGUGCCUUUCAAAAGCAAAGACUAGAAGCCCUCUGGAAGAGGAAAGCAAACUAGCACGUUUGCAAAGCAAGAUGACCCUGAUUAAGCGAUUCAUCCAUGCUCGGAGAGUUUACUCUGAAGAUCCCAAGGAGGCAGUCAGACAGUGUGAACUUCUCCUAGCUGAACAAGAUUUUGACAACGCCAUCCGUCACGGCGAUGUCUUGGGAUUUCUAGUUGAACAUUAUGUACAAGUGCAGGAAUUCCAUAUGGCUUACCGGUAUCUGGAAGAGAUGCAGAAAAGAAUUCCACCUAUGAACCUGAGCUACUACGUGACUCCACAGACCAUUGAGGCAGUUCACCGAGGAGUAGGCAUUCCCAUAAGCCGAACCCUGGUUCCAGAACAAAUGUGCCACAGCAGUAUGGAGAACAAGGAGGUGGAAGAAGAAGUGGCUGAUGAAGUGGAGGACCCCUGACAACUUACACUUAAACGCAAAGUUGACUUUAAUACUAGGUCAUUUAUUCUGUCCGCGUUAGGGGUCAUACAUCAAUCAACACACUGCUGUGACAAGGCUUUUUGGUUAUUACCAAGAAAUUUUUAAUUCCAGCUGGACUGUACAAGUAACAGUAUUGAAGUUAAUAUGUUACCUCAAACACUGCAUACAAAGAUUCACAUGUAUACCCUGUAAUGAAGCUAUUUUUAGUAUUUUAAUAAAUUUGAGGGGGGGAAAAAACAACAAGAACUGCA
This is a messenger RNA of Harpia harpyja (harpy eagle), 4698 nucleotides long. RefSeq names its product intraflagellar transport 140 (gene IFT140). Gene Ontology annotation, molecular function: protein binding. Gene Ontology annotation, cellular component: intraciliary transport particle A; axoneme; ciliary basal body. Lineage: Eukaryota; Metazoa; Chordata; Aves; Accipitriformes; Accipitridae. The coding region runs from base 29 to 4426 and encodes 1465 amino acids. The transcript is spliced from 30 exons. The record is from RefSeq and is a predicted model, not a curated record. Gene Ontology annotation, biological process: intraciliary retrograde transport.